AUAACAGAUCAUGUUAUGACUCAUUCAGUCCAUUGAGGAUGCUAACCGUCUUGCAAACAGUAGUUAUGACGCUUGUAUCCUAUGUCAGCACCGUUGUUCCUAACUACAGUCCAGAUUCUCCCAUCAAUGUAUUUCAUUUGAGCUAGUUCUCUAUCCAUGUAACAUGCUGAACAUUUGUAAAUCUUUUACAUAGAUACGAGGUCCAUUCCUUCAGCCGGUAUGAGCCGACACUACUCCCUUCCUCGCUCAGUGCCAAAGAAUGCAGCCGUGUUAUUUACAGUUGAUGAGUCGCAAGCGGCACGGUUACAGUUGCAGACUUUAUGGAAAUGGGCGGGGGAGAGAGAGGACAGUACUGUCCCACUUCUGAUAGCCAUCGACCGGCGAGAAUGGUAUAACUCAGCGUCUGUCAAACCAAACAACGAUCUUAGUUGGUUAAUUCAUGUGCCGUUAUUUCGUGUAGGAGUACUCAGAGGUGAACGUGCGUACAACAAAUGUUGAGUCUGCGCAGAGGGCGGACAUACAUGGACCGUUAGCUCGCUGUCAGACGGUCAAACUACUCAAGAGUUUUUUUAGUUUCGUUCUGGUAAUGGAUCUGUAAUCGGACCGAAAACUUUGGCAAGUGAAAACAAAUGUUUCCCAGUACUGUCUGAACAACAAACGUAUUUUCAAGUGGGAAAUAUUCCUGAAAGCAAAACAGUUUGAAGGGACCGCUGCGCCCUGCCCCUGCGCUGCAGUGGAGAGGGCUGAUUCAACUCUUGGAUGGUGUUGCAUAGAAGUUUGACAGGUCGGCAGUCAAGUAAGAGUCAGUUGCCCCACCCCCACAUCCAGACGCCAGCGUUGCGAUGGGCAACCAAGGGAUGGAGGAACUCAUUCCGCUGGUGAAUCGACUUCAAGAUGCGUUUAGCACCAUCGGCCAGAGCUGCAAUCUGGAGCUGCCGCAGAUUGCAGUCGUAGGUGGCCAGAGCGCGGGCAAGAGUUCCGUCUUGGAAAACUUCGUAGGCAGGGACUUCCUCCCGCGUGGCCCAGGCAUCGUGACUCGCAGACCUCUGGUGCUCCAACUCAUCAGCGCUAACACAGAGUAUGCAGAGUUCCUGCACUGUAAAGGGAAGAGGUUCACAGAUUUCCUGGAGGUUCGGCAGGAGAUUGAAGUGGAAACGGAGAGACUGACAGGAGCCAAUAAGGGCAUCUCUGCUGCCCCCAUCCAUCUGAGGAUCUACUCCCCUCAUGUUCUGCACCUGACUCUGGUGGACCUGCCUGGCAUCACCAAGGUACCGCUGGGUGACCAACCUGCAGACAUAGAGUACCAGGUUCGAGACAUUAUCAUGCAGUUCAUCUGCAAAGACAACUGUCUCAUCCUGGCCGUCACCCCCGGCAACACUGACCUGGCCAACUCGGACGCUCUCAAACUGGCCAAGGAUGUCGACCCCCAGGGGCUGCGCACCAUCGGGAUCAUCACCAAGCUGGACCUGAUGGACGAGGGCACGGACGCCAGGGACAUUCUGGAGAACAGGUUGCUGCCCCUACGCAGGGGGUACGUAGGGGUGGUGAACCGCGGUCAGAAGGACAUCGAGGACAGGAAGGACAUCAGCGAGGCGCUGGCGGCAGAGAAGACGUUCUUCCUGUCGCACCCCUCCUACAGACACAUGGCCGACCGCAUGGGCACACUGCACCUCCAGAGAGUCCUCAACCAGCAACUGACCAAUCACAUCCGGGAGACUCUGCCAGCGUUCCGAGGCCGUGUGCAGGCCCAGCUGCGGGCGCUGGGGCGCGAGGCGGACGAGUACCGCCAACACCCCCUGGACGACCCCGCUCGCAAGACCAAGGCUCUGCUGCAGUUGAUGCAGCAUUUUGCGGUGGACUUUGAGAAGUGCAUCGAGGGUUGUGGGGCCCAGGUGAACACCGAGGAGCUGUCCGGAGGGGCCAGGAUCAACCGCAUCUUCCACGAACGCUUCCCUUUCCAACUGGUCAGGUGAGCCUUCACAUCCUCCUUAAUCCUCCAGAGUAUCACCUACGCCAUCAAGAACAUCCACGGUAUCAGGACAGGUCUGUUCACCCCAGACAUGGCCUUCGAGGCCAUAGUGAAGAGACAGAUUUUGACUCUGAAGGCUCCCUGUCUCAGAUGUGUUGAUAUGGUCAUCCAGGAACUCAUCGCCACUGUCCGCCAGUGUACCAUCAGGCUGGGCUCGUUUCCUAGGCUGCAAGAGGAGUCUGAGAGGAUCGUGACAUCACACAUCAGAGAACGAGAGAGCACAGCCAAAGACCAGGUGUUGCUGCUCAUUGAUGUUCAGUUAGCCUACAUCAACACCAACCACGAGGACUUUGUAGGUUUUGCUAAUGCCCAGAAACCCGCUCUGCCAUCAACCUCAAAGAAAAGCCUUGCAGGGAACCAGGAUGUACGUGAGGGCUGGCUUACCAUCAACAACAUAAGCAAUCAAGGCGGGGCCAAAGAGUACUGGUUUGUCCUGACCGCCGAGACCCUGUCCUGGUUCAAGGAUGACGAGGUGAGCCCAGAACCCUCCCUUCCAAAUUGAUUUGUUAGGUCUGAUGGUUUGAAUGAGUCACCUCAUGCUCUUCAAAGCUUGGGUGUUGCAGUGACUGUGUAGCAGUAAUACACACACACACACACACACUGUAGAUGCAGGAGAACACACACCAGACUCUCUAAACCAACACCUUUUAUUAACUCACACAUAUCUCUCAAGUGUUAUACAUAAAAACAAAAUCUACCACGGUCCAUCAAACACACUGAACAUCACCCGAAACCAAUCAAAUUCCUUCAGUGGCCUCUUGUGUUCCA
Osmerus eperlanus (European smelt) is the source of this 2797-nucleotide messenger RNA. It is a transcript of the gene dnm3a, whose product is annotated as dynamin 3a. Gene Ontology annotation, molecular function: microtubule binding; GTP binding; GTPase activity. Gene Ontology annotation, biological process: receptor internalization; synaptic vesicle endocytosis. The record is from RefSeq and is a predicted model, not a curated record. Gene Ontology annotation, cellular component: plasma membrane; microtubule; cytoplasm. NCBI's taxonomy places the organism in Eukaryota, Metazoa, Chordata, Actinopteri, Osmeriformes, Osmeridae.